CUCCGAGCCUCGUCCAACAACAUGCUGAGCGUGCGUCCAUACCUUAGGUAGGUGAUUACCACUCGAUGCUGUUAUCUACCAGAAGCUACUCGGAGUCCGUCAGCCAGUAUGACUACCCGCGAGGAAGCAGCGCACUCGGCUGGCGCGGUCAAGCAUCGGAAGCGGGUCCUCACACCGGCUCGGAGAGAACAAAAUCGCAUAGCGCAAAGACUCUACAGGCAGAGACAGAAGACGCGCCGUCAGGGCCAGCAUUCCUCGUCGUUGAGGAAACCGCUGGACUUGCGUCCUCGAGUAAGGGCUGAAGGCCGAGAAUGCCAUGCACACCAGCUGCCAGUGGGCGAGCAUGGCCUGCCAGAGGACUGGGAGGCUGAAAUAUGUGCCAGAGUCGGUCUCACCCGAGGGAAUACGUCCGAUCAGGGUCAGCCAUUCCCAUUGCAUCCACUGGUCGCAGAGUCCAGUUCCACGUUAGAGGACUUCAUGGCCAUGGGAAUAAAUGCGGCCCCAACAAACCUGGAGUUCACGUCGUAUCAGCUGCCGUCUGAACUUCUCCACGAACUGCAAAGUCCAACAGCAGGCUCACAGGAGACACAUUGCCCUAACUUACCCUUCGGGUUGGAGGACACUUUUGAUGCCUCUAUUCCCUUCGGCAGCCAAGCGAAUGCCCGAAAUGAUCCUGAUGAUGAGAAUAACAACCCGACGUUGGUUAUCUCUGGGCUUCAGCUAGAAAACAGCAUUUGGGCUCCUGAUCCAAGUCCACAUACUUAUACGAGCGAAGCUUCCAGUGUCGCUUGCAGCACCUCGUCGUCGUCAUCACAGUACAUGUCUUCGCGGCUACGAGUUCCAUCCGGAGGCUACAGUGGUUCAGCGGAGAUUGAUAGUGCGGUGCAGUCAUCCUCAGCUCGUCCCCUUGCUGGCCAAGCCCGAUCCCAUGGCCUAGCACCCGACAACAUCAAUCCUCAACUCCCAGACCCUUGGUGCAAUAACAUACAAUUCAACAGCACAACAAUUUUCAACGCGUUCCUAACCAUCGCCCUCAGACUUGGAUUCAACCUCCGUGAAUUGGUUGAUGCCAAAAACUGCCUCAAUGCAGCAACCCGAUCUCCCUUCUAUUGUCCUACGACACCUCAGAACGACCCGCAGGCCCUUCUUGCGGCCGCCCAGCUUCCGUUCGCGCCAUCCAACCUCCAGCCUACCCUGCCUCAGAUCCUGAUCCCGCACCAUCCUUUCCUUGACCUCAUCCCCUUCCCGGCAAUUCGGGCCAGCGCCAUCACCCUGGCUGCGGCGAUGCCCAAUGCAUUUAGCAUGACAGAGCUAAAGAAGGAUGUCUAUGUUCACGGAGCACUCAUUUGCUGGGUGGGAGGUCGGGGCAUUGGCACUGGCCAGCCCUGGGAUCCCCGCAGUUGGGAGGCAGCUCCUUGGUUCUUGCACAAAUGGCGGUUGCUGCUAGGCGGCGAGACUGGGGAGAUGUGGAAAACGAGCACAUGGUGGCGAGAGAGUCGGAGAGAAAGAUAAUGGUGCGUUGAACUAAGACCUAUUGUUCCAAUACAUGGACACGUGUCUUGUCUGCAGACUCCACAUCUCCUGGUCCAACUACUCAUCCAUGCCUAUCAGGCAGCCCAGAUCCGCCCUUCCACGUUCUCAUGCCGGAUGUAGCGCUUCAAACUCGACCUGGUUGGUCGAAUGAAGCACAGAACCCUCAACCUUCAGGAGUGAUUCCGGAAUCAACAUAAGCUUGGAGACGCCGGAGUGGGGGGUGCUAAUUGGCCGGCUUCUAGAAGGCAUGAUUGGGGGUCCGAAAGUACUUUACAGGUCCUGAAGCUGCAGGGGACGGGUGAAAACGCCAGGUCGGCGGUGACAGGGUGCUGUGGAGGGGCGAUGGUUUCCAUUCAGUGUCCGUGUAUGUCGUCGUCGUCGUCGUCGGCGUGCAUGUGGGCAACUCGCCAGAUUAGAAGUGUCUUUACUAGGUACUGCGGUGCUACUGCUGGGCGUACCCUGCCUGGCUCUGGCAAUACUAGCACCUCUCUACCCUCGGCGGGUACCAAUGCUAGUGAUACAGUAGCAAGGAGGAUCACGUACAUUGUCCUGCUGCAUUGACAUGCCACUGCAGUAGUGCACAGUGAGCGUGUGUGAGAUCGUGUGACGUAGCGGAUGAGGAAUGAGAGACGACGGGGGCGUCUUGCCGGUGUUGUUCUUGUGCCAGCUCAUUUCUCUCUCCGUCUUGUCGACCACCUCAGACCAUCAUCCAUCACUUACAACUCCUUACUGCAUCUCCUCCGAGCCUCAUCUCUCUUCUCGCUCCGACGAUGCGACUAUCAGGGCACCACUCACACCUGACCAUCGCCCAUCUUCCUUGUCUGUGCCCUGCACACCCGGUUCCCCGUCGUCGACUCCACCGCAUUUGUGCCAGUUGGCGCCGACGCCAGCUGUGCCGGUAUCACUGGCAGUGUGACACAUGACUACACCCGGGGUCUUAGUGCAUCGUAGUCUUGCAUAAGGUUGUUCUAUGGCGGCUUCGAGAAGAUUGCCUGAUACGGUGGAUACCCAUAAACUCAGCCACCCACUUACCACUCACCACUGUCAUCACACACCGCUGCUCGACAAACGACAUCACCACAAGAAACACACGUUGCAGUCGUCAGCUGGGUGCCCUUGCGAACCGUCUACCGGGUCCAUACUCUUUGAUGAGUCCGCCUGAUCACACCAAAAUGCCCCGACAGAACACACAACUGUGCGGUUGCCUUUGGGCGCCUGAACCUUAGCUGACCCCCAGUCCUCGGCCUAGGCAGCGACAGGGCUAUGCUGCUCUCAAUGCUGAAUGUCCAUGCCGACGCCGGUUUGUGCUGUGCUUGUUGGUGGUGAUAGCUCGUGAGUCAGAAACAGACCUGUCCCAUUUCCAGACACAAUCCCUCGCAAAUGCGGCUCCAUCUCCAUUCCCUGCAUCUUUCCUCUUUCCUCGUGGUUUCCCCCACCCUUGCAUGUUUUCAGCCUUGUUGCUUGCGGACGCUUGAACCACUCAACCUUGCAACUCUCUCUUCUUUGUUCUCUGUGGAAACAUCCGACAAGGCGCAGUUGUUGCAACAAACCCCCUCCCGCCCACCGGUUCCUCUAACAUGCACAUCCCUCUAUUCGCCCGGUCCCUUUGCUUCCCAAUCGACUUCCUGGAAGUUCGCAACCCAUCGCAUCCCUACUGUUUAUCUCUGACCCACUGGCCUCCGACCAACCUUCCUCACCCUUCUCACCAAGAUCCACGGAGCAUCAUCUCGCUUCCACCUCCACCUCUGGCCAACUUGCAAUUGGUGUUGAGGUGUCGUACCUGAACCAAAGACUGGCCGGCCCAAUUCCCCUGCAUCAUGCCGCGUCCUGUCCAGCUUGGUUCAAGUCUGCCCGGGGGGCAUUGUCGAUCUAAGUCCCAAAUCGUCCCGAGUUACCUACUUACUUCUACCCGUGGCUUUCCACUCGUGACCGCCUUCUUGAACAUUUGUUUGUCCCUGGAUAUCCGUAAGAUGUCAUUCCUCAACGGAUGGAGCCGGAUUGGACUGUGGCUCCCCACGAGGCAACGUCGUGUUGAGUCUUGGAGAGUUAGACGCCUCCCGACGGGUCCUGGUCGCCCUCCAAGCUUGAUGAGUUCGGAAGCUUCCUGUCUCCUGGCCUUUAUUCUUUACCCGGUUGACCCUUGUUCAUCAGGCUUCUCGGAAAACGGGACGGUGUGGAUUCGCCACCCGACCCGCCUCACUCCUGGCGUUUCGUUUCUAGUCUUGCCAUACGGUGGUAUUCUUGGCUCCUGCUGUGCCUCUACUGUACGCUGCUGACCUUUUGUUAUGGUUUUACCGGAUCUGAUCUGGCACAAUCUCGUCUUGGCUCAAUGGUUACAGGGAGAUCUGUAUUACGAUGUUCAUUCUUCAUCCUGUCGAAACGAUGAUUUUGGCUCUUUCAAACCGUGUGAUACACAGCCACAGGCUGGGCAAUUCCGACGCCUUCAACGGUGCCUCAUAUCUUGCUCUGUGCCUCACUUUACACCACUUCGGCUCCCUGGUACGUAGCCUUUCAGGGGCAGGGCACUGCAACGAGAUCCCACACAGCCACUAGUCAGAUCGUGUACGCCCGGGGAUUUGCGAGAAACAUAAAAAGGUCCUUCCUGGAACUUGAUCCUCUACUUCCUUGGAUUCAUCAGACUACUUUUCAAGAUCUAUACUUCAUCUCUUGCCAUUUUUCAUCUAUCCAAACAAUCAGGAACGCUCCGACUCUUCCGCCACAACGAGCAACAAAAUUCGAAGAAGAUACUCAGCAAGCACACCAGCGCGCCAGAUAUUAGAUUCAGAUUCACCCUUGUCUCCGACUCUCGUCGUCACCAAUGCCGGCGUCUUCGAUGCAGACUGUCAAUCUCAUGGCGAAGCCUACACGGGAUACAAAACCUCCUCCAAAGCCAAUCGGCCCAUGGAAUAAAUCUUAGGGGCCGAGAAAGGCUGGGAUCAUGAAGGGCAGGGCCAGCGGUACUUGGACACGACGAAACCCCACCGAGUACCCGAACCAUAGAGUUUCUGGACCGACCGGACCGUCGAGGGAGAUCAUGACUCCAAUGCUUCAAAUGCCCCAGCCAGACAGUUCAUGCGGAAACUGUCUCUGACUCCGCCCACCUGCCGACUUGUCGGAUAUUGGAUAACACCAAACUGCACCGGUACCUUUGCCUAUACUUCUGUCCAUCUAUCCACGUCGACCCAUCUACAGUUCCUUUUGGCCUUAUACGACAUCUUGCCCCACCUGGCCACCUACGUUACCCAUACACCGUCGCUACCAUCCAACCUCCAUACCAUUCGCUCCCGACCUCAACUAAAUCCGUUAUUACCACUACCUCUCAUUUCACAUCUGCACCAGCACAGUUUCAUCAGAAUAUCCCCCUGCCUACCUUGGCCAUUUGUUUUGUUUAUUUGCGAAAGUGGUGGCGUGCUUGGAGUUACGAGUACGAUGACAGACACAUUGUACCAGGCACGAAGUCUCAGCCUUCCGAAUGGUGACAUUUUGGGAUACUAUUUUACUGGUUUAGUAUGUGCUAUUAGUACUUCUUGUAUUGGAGGGAGUUUUGGUCAUAGUUAGUCCUUCGUUUCGUUUGCCGCUUGGCUGCGGUGGCUUCUUUGCUCUUUUGUCUCUUGUUUAGAACGAAAGAGGGCGGACCACGGUGCGGACUUAGAUCUCGAAUACUAGUAUUGAUCUAGAAUCUUGGAUUUCCAUGCACUACUCGACGUGCUGUAGAUAGUUAUACUUCAGUUCAAGACUGCAUUGGAGCGCCUAUGUAGCUAAUACUGUAAUCAGCUCUGGGCUGCAGCAUCUUCGCCGG
Exophiala dermatitidis NIH/UT8656 is the source of this 5332-nucleotide messenger RNA. RefSeq lists its product as uncharacterized. Lineage: Eukaryota; Fungi; Ascomycota; Eurotiomycetes; Chaetothyriales; Herpotrichiellaceae. The record is from RefSeq and is a predicted model, not a curated record. The transcript is spliced from 4 exons. Bases 109 to 1512 code for a protein of 467 amino acids.